UAGCCCAGCCGUUUGGAAAGAAGCAGUUUGCAACGAAAUAUUUGGCGAAAAAUAAAACAGAAAUUCGAAGCAGAAACAUGGCCGGACGUGAAGCUAUCAAGCGCGCCGUUCAGCAGGUGCGCCCUAUUCUGUCCGUGGAUCGCGAAGAGGCGCGCAAGCGUGCCCUGAACCUUUACAAGGCCUGGUAUCGUCAAAUACCUUACAUAGUUAUGGACUAUGACAUACCCAUGAGCGUGGAGCAGUGCCGCGCCAAGCUGCGCGAAGAAUUUGUGAAGCAGCGCCAUGUGACAGAUAUACGUGUCAUUGAUAUGCUGGUCAUAAAGGGCCAAAUGGAGCUUAAAGAGUCAGUUGAGAUAUGGAAGCAAAAGGGCCACAUAAUGCGCUACUGGAAAGAGUCGCAGGAUCCCAAACCUACAGACUUCCUCUCAAAGUUUAUUCAGGGCGUUUAGGUUUAUCCAAAGUUCUAAAUGCUCAUAAAAUUUACAAUAGUAUAAAUACAUCCAAUUAUAUUUGAAAAGAAA
This is a messenger RNA of Scaptodrosophila lebanonensis, 521 nucleotides long. RefSeq names its product NADH dehydrogenase [ubiquinone] 1 alpha subcomplex subunit 6 (gene ND-B14). The record is from RefSeq and is a predicted model, not a curated record. NCBI's taxonomy places the organism in Eukaryota, Metazoa, Arthropoda, Insecta, Diptera, Drosophilidae. The transcript has 3 exons. Gene Ontology annotation, biological process: response to oxidative stress. Bases 78 to 449 code for a protein of 123 amino acids.